Molecule: messenger RNA, 3327 nt
Organism: Syngnathoides biaculeatus (alligator pipefish)
Lineage: Eukaryota; Metazoa; Chordata; Actinopteri; Syngnathiformes; Syngnathidae
Gene: rassf7a
Product: Ras association domain family member 7a
Exons: 7
Coding region: 280-1596 (438 amino acids)
Biological process (GO): signal transduction
Source: RefSeq, a predicted model, not a curated record
CGGAAAUUCCAGAAAGCGGACGACGUGCUAACAAUGGCUUGUUUGGGCGCAGAAAUAGGUUGUUAAUCGUGUUAUUCAGAGUUCCACUGUUGCUGGACGUCUAACUGCAAAGGUACAUUUCACCCCCUAUUUGGACCUCUUUGUAGGUCAUCUGUAGAUGUGGAAAUACUUCAAAUUGUUCAGGUUUUGGGCCAUGCAGUUCUGAGCUGAGGCAAGCCAAGCUACAGCACUGUGUUUGGACGACCAUCUUACCAAUCACCUUUCUUCAACCGCUCGCAAAUGGAGCUGAAAGUGUGGGUGGAUGGAGUGGUGCGGGUGGUAUGCGGACUGUCAGAAGAGACAUCUUGCCAGGAUGUGGUCAUCGCUUUGGCCCAGGCAAUUGGUCAGACAGGCCGCUAUGUUCUAAUUCAACGUCUGCGGGAUACAGAGCGACAGUUGCUGGCCACAGAAAGACCUCUUGAGUCUCUGGCCAAGUUAGGCCAACAUGGCAGUGAGGUUCAGUUUUUCCUGCGUCGCACUGGCCCGAGCAGCAGUGAUGGGCCAGGCUUAAAACAAGACAAAGUAUCCCCUAUACCCUUGCCCAAGUAUGCUGAGCCAGACCUUUUAAAACGCAGCCAACCCAAGAAGUCGCUCACGUUCAACCUGGGCCCAUCAACUUCUCCCAGAGCCAAGCAGUUCCAGAGGUCUCCUCAGGACUCCCCAGACCAAGGAGCCUCUCCUUCCUCUUCUCCGAUCCCUCCAUCUCCUCAUAAUCAAUCUCCCACACCACCAAUAGGCCCAUCCAAAGAGGAGGUCUUUAGGGCAGUUCUUCAGCAACAGGAGAGACUUAGAACCCUUAAAGCACAACUCGAAACCCUCGAACGGGAGUCUCAUACUUGGGAGCGCCACUAUCCACCUCUGUGUCCUUCACCUGUCAUUGAUGCUCGCUUCCAAGAGGAGUUGGACACUCUAGAGCAAACAGUUCGGAUGAACCAGGCUGAGCUUGCCCACGAGCAAUACUGGGAGGAGGAGUUUCAAGCUGAGACAGAGCGGGAACGAGGAAUGAGGAGGAAGCUCGGGGAGCUCCAUGCUAAGUUAGAUGAUUGCGGAAGGCGACUUCAUGAGUUCUCAAUGCGCUCCACUCAGCUCGAGCAAGAGAUCCAGCGAGAAAGUCAGAUGGAAGCCAAAAACAGAGGGCCACAGGAAUCUCUUGAUGCUGUGAAAGCUCAACUCCAGAGUCAAGAGAAGCACAGGACAGAGUUAGAGGAGCAACUCUCUGAGGCUGAUAUUGCUUUGGGGAAGGCAGAAUCUCUGCUGCAGGCAAAGCAGGAUGACCUGGAGGAGUUAAACAAGGAACUGCGGCAAUGUAACCUGCAGCAAUUUAUUCAACAAGCAGGCGUCCUGCCUGCUCACAGCCAAUCACGCACAGACCUCCAAGAGCAACUGGAGCAGUUCGAACUGGCGCAUCUUUUACAGGAUGGAUACAGAAAUGACUCGGAAUCACCGCCUCGCCCUACUGCCAAACAGUUCCUAGGACAUCCACGGAACCUACAGAACCCCCUUGUGUCCAGCCUCAACCCCGAGGUCCUGACAUCUCAAGAGUCGUCAUGGCGAUAAAACAUGGACCGCAGGGCCAGGGGAACGUUGUUCACUUAUGUCACCAUCACCUCCUAUUUAAUGCCUUUCUUUGUAAAUCCCAUUAUUAUUAGUACCAUGAUUUACAUACUGUAAAUACUUGAGAAAUAUAUUUACAAAGUUUUGCUACUGUAAUUUGCAAAUUAUCUGUAAAAUGUAAAAUAAUGUAGGAGCCUUUUACUUAGCACAAUUGUUAAAAUGUAUUUAUAUGUAAUAAGAGAAUAUCUUGUUUUAGAGAAUAAUUUGUGCUUUCAUUGUAUUUUAUUACCUAUAUUAUGAGUCAUUUCAAUUUUACAAUGCAGAAUCUUGAAGUGAAAAUCUAUCUGCAACCUCCAGCAGUAAAUGAUCAACACAAGCAUUCCAAAACUGACAUCAGGUCUUUGUGAAAUAUGAAUACACGGUUUGAAUCAUUCACACUCCUUUGCGCUUCUUUCUCAAAGCACAAUGGCUCCGGCGAUGAGUUGUGAUUAUUUCUUGGCAUUUGACUGGAAGCAUUCACAGGUGAUUGAAAAGUGCCCCCUUGCAUGCACCACAGGCAAACGUGGCAACCAUCUUGGUCUCUCAUCUGGUGUUGUUCCAGGCGAUGAAGCUACUUCGAUUGUAGAUAAUAAGGAUGUGACAAUGAAAGAAUGCUACACAUUUGUGGGCCUUGUAGGGACACCACUUCAGUCAAAUGGGUAAUGUUUCUCAUGUUUAAGUGUACUGAAGGAGUAAGUGCACAGCCUUUGUGACCAAUUUGAAUGGUAUUGUGUGGUAAGGAAAACCAUGUUAUGAAACACUUAUUUCAGGUCUGUGUAAAAGUGGAGAUAGCUGAGAAUUGAAGGAAGAAAAUUAUAGAUGUGCCUUUGCUAAAAGUGUAGUGUCAUUUCAGUAGUUAUUCCUAACAAAGUAUUUGGCCAACAAGUGGUUUUGCUUUGAUACAAAGAAAUACGUCAACAUAUCUAAAUUCAUCACCGCAAUGUAUUUGAAUAUAGCAACCAAGAUGUGAAAAUGUCUAUAUAACAUUUAGGAAUUCUGCCGGUAAUUUACUAGCCUGACUUGGGUGCAAGAAAUAUGGGCUUACUUCCCACAUUGUGUUGCUGUGAGUGUGAAUCAUUGUCAGUUUACGGUACUGCAUUUUCGCUUCAUGAUGGUCUGCCUUUUACCAUCCAUCCAUGUUCGAUAGUUCUCAUCCUCAGUAGCUGCAGGUAGUCUGCAGCCUCUACCAGCUGAAUGGGCCAGAGUCGGGGGUAUUUCCUGUGGACUGGUUGUCAGGCAAUUGCAGGGCUUUUUUUUUUUUUUUUAAACCAUUUCUUCUAACUUUUCGCAAGAUAAAGUAUUUCAGCAAAGUGACAUCAAUGCAAAUAUAACUAAUUCUCAAGAAAUAAAACGAUUCAUAGACAUCUAUAGAUGUCACCAAACUAAAUUUCCUCCCUUUGGAUGAUCUUAACUAUGGGAGAUUAUCGGAUGACUUUGCCAUUGCAGCAAAUGCUUAAUAUUUUAAUUUUCCAAGAAAUAAUUACAGUAAUGCCCCUGCUUCCACAUUUCAAAAAAAAAAAUUAUAAAUUUUUAAAUACACCUGAGGCAUUGUUUUUUUUUUUUUUUUUUUUUUUGCAUUUUACAUUUAAACAAAAUCCAUUGACUGCAGAGCAAUGGAUAAAAACAUUGUGAAGUGUUUAAAAACAAAAAAGUGUAAUAAUGCUUACCGAAAAAAUAAAAGUCUACCGCACUAUG